AUGUCUUCUUCGUCCACGUCCCUGGAGGCUCGCAAGCAGGAGAUCUUGGCCAAGCGCGCAAAACUCGCCGAGCUCAAGAGGCAGCGUGCUCUGCGCCAAAAGGAGUUCACGUCAGCCCGCGAGAGUGGAGACGCUGCAGAGCUCAUCUCCACUCUUGUCGACCGCCCUGGCCGUUCCACCCCUCGCGACCAGGAUUCUCCCACCACCUCUGCCAACGUCGGCGCGAGCCGUCCCAACUCCAUCUCGCUCGACACUCCAUCCGCUGCUUCGACUCCCGCUCCUCUUUCCGUCUCCCACCAGACCCUCUCCUUUACCACCGUCUCAACAGUCCUCAAUCAGCCUUCGGACCCCAAGCCAGAUGUCAUCACAUACAGCAAGGGCGUACAAACCAGCGAGCCCUGGUCACCCCAGCACAAUCGCCAGCCUUCAGAUGACGAGUCAAGCUACUCUCCUUCAAGGACGAGGAAACGCUUGAGCAGAAGAGAGCGCGAAAGAGACGAAGAGCUGAGGCAGAACAUUCGCAAGGAGAUCGAGGACGAACUGCAGGCUCUCAAGCUGUCGGAAGAUGCUGCAUCCACAAACGGCAAGCAGAACUUCCCUGCACGCACCUUGACUCACGAAGAACUGGGCGCUGUCACUGCUUCCGACGACUUUCUGGACUUCAUCGACCGCUCCACAAAGGUCAUUGAGCGAGCAUUGGACGAAGAGUACGAUGUGCUCGCCGACUAUGCAAUGCGUGGUGCGAAUGGCUUGGAUGACGACGAAGAGGAUGGUCAAACACGAACCACCAGAGGCCGUCGUGUGCGCGAGUUGAUGCAAUUCCAAGACGACCGCUGGACCAAACGCCGCAUGAUCAGUGACCUCGACUACUCUGUAAAGUACCCUGAACUAUUGCUGGCCUCAUACACAAAAGCUUCCAACUCUUCACAAAGCGCUCCUGGCUUGGCUCUGGUCUGGAACGCACAUAUGCCAUCUCAACCAGAAUACGUAUUCACCGCGACGAGCGAUAUCCUAACUGCUCGCUUCUCACCCUACCAUCCUAGCCUCGUAUUAGGUGGUACAUACUCGGGCCAAGUCUGCCUCUGGGAUAUUCGCCAGCGCUCACAUGACGGAGCACCGGUGCAACGCACACCCCUGGCUGGCGAAAAAGGAGGCCAUGCCCACCCUAUCUACAGUGUCGCCGUGGUCGGCACACAGAAUGCCAGCAGCAUUGUCAGUGUCAGUACAGACGGCACGACAUGCGCCUGGUCAUUUGACAUGUUAUCAAAGCCGCAAGAAUAUCUCGAGCUCAUCUCGCCUACAGGGCGCAACCGUACAGAGGACAUUGCUCCUUCGUGUAUCAGUUUCCCCAAAGCAGACCCUACAUAUUUCCUGGCCGGCACUGAAGACGGAGCUAUCGUGCCAGUUCACAGAUACGACCGUGCAGGCGCGAAGGCUGGAGUGGAUCCACGCGUAUACUACACUGGCCAUGCCGCACCUGUGACUGGGCUUGACUUCCAUCCUAGUAAAGGAAAGAUCGAUCUCGGCGAUCUGGCCAUCAGUUCUUCUCUGGAUUGGAGUGUCAAGAUCUGGCGUGUGAAGCCUCCGAGCACAGCCGUCACCACAGCUGGAGUAGGCGCAGCUCCCGGAACGCCCGAGAGACCUCUGCUAGACAUCAUGCGUGAGGACGUCAUUUACGAUGUCAAAUGGUCACCUACGAAGCCCGGUGUCUUUGGUUGUGUUGACGGUGCAGGAAGGCUAGAAGUCUUUGAUAUCAACGUUGAUGUUGAAGUGCCUGUUGCACGUGCUCAGCCGAGCCACACGCAAGGCGAUGUAUUUGGUGUAAAGAGCUUGAAUAGGCUUGCUUGGGAGCACAACGAAGGCAAGCGGGUCGCUGUGGGUGGUCUUGAUGGCAUCGCAACUGUCUUCGAAGUAGGCAAUGAUCUCGGUGGACUCGAGGGAAACAACAAGGGUGAAGAUUGGUUCGGUGUCAAGCGACUCAUCUCGAGACUUGACAGAUCACGAGAAGGAACCGAUGGUCGAUGA
Aureobasidium uvarum is the source of this 2025-nucleotide messenger RNA. NCBI's taxonomy places the organism in Eukaryota, Fungi, Ascomycota, Dothideomycetes, Dothideales, Saccotheciaceae. The record is from the annotation of a GenBank genome assembly.